This is a messenger RNA of Trichomonas vaginalis G3, 540 nucleotides long. Its product is annotated as RNA-binding domain, RBD family-containing protein. The record is from RefSeq and is a predicted model, not a curated record. The coding region runs from base 1 to 540 and encodes 179 amino acids. NCBI's taxonomy places the organism in Eukaryota, Parabasalia, Trichomonadida, Trichomonadidae. Gene Ontology annotation, molecular function: RNA binding. The transcript has a single exon.
AUGACUCAAAUUCAUCCAAUCGAAAACCCGUUUCCCUAUGAAGGUAGGAUACUAUUACUUACAAAUUUACCAAAUAAUGUAUCACCAACACAAGUUAGGGACUUUUUGAUCAGCAAAGGCCGUUUAUUGAGAGUUGAUCUCGAAAAAGACUGCGGUGAUAGAAUAAGUGGUAGAGGCUUUGCCGAAUUCAACAAUCCAGAUGAUUGCCAAAGUGCACUUGAUUUAAAUGGCACACAGUUUGGCAGAAAUUCGAUUUAUUGCAUGGUUGCUGAUCAUCCACCACCAGAAUUAACACGAUACUAUCUUAGACAGCCUAUAAACAGACCUACUCCUGACAAAAUACGUCAAAAAAUGAUUAACGAAAUUAACAAUCCUAAUUACGAUCCUCAGGAAGUGACCAAUAUACAGCUGAAAAAGCGUCAUAUGUUUAUGCGUAGACGACGCACUCAGCAAUUACGAAAUAGUUUUGGAGAAAAUCAAGAAUUCGAUUCUGAUUACUCGGACUACUCAGAUUCAAGUUCCGAAUCUUACUCUGAUUAA